Messenger RNA from Tarenaya hassleriana, 1760 nucleotides. RefSeq names its product myb family transcription factor PHL11-like. Lineage: Eukaryota; Viridiplantae; Streptophyta; Magnoliopsida; Brassicales; Cleomaceae. Gene Ontology annotation, molecular function: DNA-binding transcription factor activity; DNA binding. The transcript is spliced from 6 exons. Bases 641 to 1516 code for a protein of 291 amino acids. The record is from RefSeq and is a predicted model, not a curated record.
AAGUAAGGGGCAAUGCAUAUGAAAAAGAGUGAAGGUCGACGUCAAGUGGAGAUUCUGUUUCCAUAUUGUCGUCAACCAUCAUUUCACCAUCGAUGACUUUCUAUCGUCUAUCUUUCCCUCAAUUCGUCUCUCUGGCUUUCCCGGAAAAUAUCACCGUCUCCGAUCUUCACUCUCGGAUUCUUCUCGCUCCUCGACCUCGCGAACUCCUUGUAUCUGGUCUGAUUCGCGUGCCUUAAUCUCGAUCGCCAUUGUUGAACCUCUCCUCCCUCCCCGAGGAAAUUUGAAUUUUAUGCGAGUUGAGAGUCUUCUCCAGUCCCUGUUUCGCAGUUUUGUCGUGAUUAUGUUUUGAAGUUUGUAAUUGGUCUUUGAUCGGGUUUCGUUGUUUGUACUGCCAUUGUUGAGUAUCGAUCUCUUCCCUCCCAGAGAAAAUUCGGAUUUCAGCCAGAGGUUCUUGUCUGCAUUCUAACCGCCCUUUUUUAGGGUUUCGUUCCUCCCGAAUCGCGUUUCGUAAAUUUUUCUGGCAUUGCUGGAUAUCGAUCUCCAGCCUCCCGGAGAAAUUCAAAUUUGAGCCUGAGAGUUUCGCAAUUUCACCACCAAGAGAUUCAGAGAGAGAGAGAGAGAGAGAGUCCGAUCGGAGCAAAUGGAGAGGAUGAAUUUGGGAGGAGGAGGCAUAGGGUACGAGAACGGGGGAGUGGUGAUGACGAGAGAUCCAAAGCCGCGACUGAGAUGGACCGCCGAUCUCCACGAUCGCUUCGUCGAUGCCGUAACUAGGCUUGGCGGCGCCGACAAAGCCACACCAAAGUCGGUUCUGAAGCUGAUGGGCUUGAAGGGCUUAACAUUGUACCAUCUCAAGAGCCAUCUACAGGUGCUCUUAUUGCCCACACACGUACUUGGUCAGCAGCAGGCAAAGAAACAAAACCGAGCAGAACAUGACACAGAGAAAGGCGGAAGUUCGUAUGUGCAAUUCGACCGUCAUUCUCAAGGAGCAUUCUCCAAUUCAUCAAGAAUCGACGGUCUACAAAGGAACAUCCCAUUUGGAGAGUCAUUGAGACAUCAGGUUGAAGUGCGGCAAAGGUUGCAAGAACAGCUCGAGGUACAGAAGAAAUUGCAGAGGAGAAUAGAGGCACAAGGAAAAUACUUGCUAGCAUUACUAGACAAAGCACAGAAGAGCCUUCCAACCUACACGAAUAUUCCCUCUGAUGAGGAUGCAACAAAGGGUCAAUCACCAUACUUCAAUCCGAAGCUUUCGGGGCUUGUAGAAGGUAACAAUGGAGAUGAAAAGAAUGGAAAGAUGGAUUCUAUAACUGGUUUCCCGAACAAAAGUGAAUCAGAAGAUUUUCGAGUAAGUAAACAGAAAGAGAAGAGAGAAACUGGGGAUGGUGAUGAUAAAACAGAUCCUGGGUUGGUGAAUUUUGACUUGAACUCCAAAACCGGGUGUGAUCUCAUCACUUCAGGGAACUUUGGAGUGGAGAUGAAGAUGAAGCCAAGUGUGUUUGCAGAUAGAGACAUUAGGUAAAGUGACCGUUUUCUUUACUUUUCUUUUUUUCCCCAUUUUUCCUGUUACCAACCUCUCUGAUCCGAUCCUCGACCUGAUUGGUCCGACCUGAUGAUACUGAAAUCGCAUUUAGUAUUGAAGUAUAUCUGACUCCAAAGUUGGAUUCGUAGUAAAAUUAGGACGAAAAAGAUUCUGAGAGACAGAGAAGAGUUGUUGUAGUUCUGGUUUCUUGUUGAUUACUUAAAAAAUGAUCUAUUUAUCGUUA